This is a messenger RNA of Sorex fumeus (smoky shrew), 1317 nucleotides long. Its product is annotated as zinc finger protein 737-like. Lineage: Eukaryota; Metazoa; Chordata; Mammalia; Eulipotyphla; Soricidae. The record is from RefSeq and is a predicted model, not a curated record. Gene Ontology annotation, cellular component: nucleus. The transcript is spliced from 3 exons. Bases 1 to 1317 code for a protein of 438 amino acids.
AUGCCUGGACACAUCCCAGCGGACUUUGUACAGGAAUGUUAUGUUGGAGAACUAUGGACACCUAGUUUCCUUAGGUCUUAUUAUAUCAAAACCAAACCUGAUCGUCUUGUUGGAACAAAAUCAGGAACCCUGGGACAUGAGGAAGAAGAGAAACAUAGCCCGAUGUUCAGUCAUUUAAAUCAUUACCCAGAUGGGACGGUGUUAAACGUCCAUUAUAAUGUUUCUGAAAAUCAGAAUUUUAAAAAGAAAGAUGAAAGGUCUGUUUGUGUUCAAAUUGAGAACUCUUCAGAAUAUCAGAGACGUAAUGGGAAAAAGCCAUGUGACGAAUAUGGUAAAACCUUUAAUGUGUAUUCACAUCUUACUGAACAUCAGAAAAUGUAUUCUGGUGAGAAACCUUACAAAUGUGAGGAAUGUGGCAAGACUUUUAAUUGGAAUUCACAUCUUACUGUACAUCAGAGAAUUCAUUCUGGUGAGAAACCUUUCAAGUGUGAGGAAUGUGGCAAAGCCUUUAACAAUAUUUCAUCUCUUACUGUACAUCGAAGAAUUCAUUCUGGUGAGAGAUCAUAUGAAUGUAAAGAAUGUGGCAAGGCCUUUAAUUCAAAAUCACAUCUUACUGUACAUCAGAGACUUCAUUCUGGUGAAAAACCUUACAAAUGUGAAGAAUGUAGCAAAGCCUUUUAUAGGCAUUUUCAUCUUACUGUCCAUAAGAGAAUUCAUUCUGGGGAGAGACCUUAUAAGUGUGAAGAAUGUGGCAAAGGGUUUUAUGUGAAUUCAUGUCUGACUCAGCAUCAGAAAAUUCAUUCUGGUGAGAAACCGUACAAAUGUGAAGAAUGUGGCAAGGCCUUUAGUCGGAAUUCGCAUCUUAUUGUUCAUCAGAGAAUUCAUUCUGGGGAGAGACCUUACAAAUGUGAAGAAUGUGGCAAAGGGUUUUAUGCGAAUUCGAAUCUUACCGUACAUCAGAGAAUUCAUUCUGGUGAGAAACCUUUUAAAUGUGAGGAAUGUGGCAAAGGGUUUUAUGUACAUUCCUGUCUUACCCACCACCAGAAAAUUCAUUCUGGUGAAAAACCUUACAAAUGUGAAGAAUGUGGCAAGGCUUUCAAUUCGAAAUCACAUCUUACUGUACAUGAAAGAAUUCAUUCCGGUGAGAAGCCUUACAAAUGUGAAAAAUGUGGCAAGGACUUCAGUCGGAAUUCACAACUUAGUCGACAUCAGAGAAUUCAUUCUGGUGAGAAGCCAUACAAAUGUGAAGAGUGUGGCAAGAUAUUUAUUCAGUAUUCACAGCUUACCAAACAUCAGAAAAUUCAUUAUGGUAAGUAA